AUGGCAGAAAACCUUAGUAUAUCACUGCAUCGCCACUUAUGUUUACUGCAGCUUGACACUAAAGAAAAGAAAAGGAAAAAAAAAAGCCAAGCUGGCCGGCGUCAGGCCCCCCAGGCUUUUUCUACGCUCUUCAGUAAGGAACUGUCGCUAGGCACAGUGGCUGGCUGGAGACACGUCGAAUCUCCACAUAACGCACCCUCCUUUUUGACCAGCUUGGUUCAUCCUUCCAGAAGCAAGUUGAGGCAUAUUAAUAUUGAUGUCUUUAUCACUUGCUCGUCGCUUGCAAGUUGCUGCAAAGAAGGGGAAAGUGUCCAAUUAGCAGCAUUUCAACGUGGACCAGAACCUACUAUGAACAAUAAACUCAAAUGGACGGCUCUACACGAGGCGGCAGCCAACGGCGUUGAUGAGAAGACGCGGCGGUUACUUGAGAAUGGGGCUCGUAUCGAGGCAAAGGAUAAAUCGGGAAGGACUGCGCUGCACUGGGCAGCAAAGAAUGGCCAGAAGAAAGUGGUGCAACUCUUGCUUGAGUAUGAGGCCAACAUUAGAUCUAAAGAUACUAUAUUUGAAAAAACAGCGUUGCAUUGGGCAGCGAAGAAUGGGAAAGAGGAAGUGAUAAAUGAGCUGUUAAAAAAGGAGACUGGCAUCAUCAGCACAGAAGAUAAAUACCAAGCGACAGCGCUACACGAUGCUGCAGAGAACGGGCACAAGACAUCGACAGAGCUGUUGCUCAAUCAAGGGGCCGAUAUUGACGCAAAGGAUAAGGAAGGCCGGACGGCACUACACUGGGCAGCAAGGAAUGGACACGAGGACGUGGCGCGGCUGUUGCUCGAUCGAGAGGCCGAUACCACUGUGACAGAUAGGAAUGAAGACACGGUGCUGCAGCAGGCCGCAAGGUCUUGGAAGGAUAUUUUUUGGGAGAUGGACAUCGGGAAUCAGGCGGUGGCUGAGUUUUUGCUUAAGAAGGACAUUGACAUCACUGUGGGAGACAAAGAUGGUCAGACGCCGCUGUCACGGGCGGCAGAGAACGGGCAUGAGGUAGUGGUCAAGCUGCUGCUGGAUACAGGCAAGGUUGAGGCAGACUCAAUGGAUCAGCGGGAUCGGACACCACUAUCAUAUGCAGCACAGAAUGGGCAUAAGGAAGUGGUCAAGCUGCUGCUAGAUACAGGCAAGGUUGAGGCAGAUUCAAGGGAUGGAGAAGGUCGGACACCACUAUCAUAUGCAGCACAGAGUAGGGAUAAGGAAGUGGUCAAGCUUCUGCAAUCGUGGAACGUCCCCCCUUAG
Molecule: messenger RNA, 1281 nt
Organism: Rasamsonia emersonii CBS 393.64
Lineage: Eukaryota; Fungi; Ascomycota; Eurotiomycetes; Eurotiales; Trichocomaceae
Product: Ankyrin repeat protein
Exons: 8
Coding region: 1-1281 (426 amino acids)
Molecular function (GO): protein binding
Source: RefSeq, a predicted model, not a curated record